This is a messenger RNA of Plasmodium gallinaceum, 3951 nucleotides long. It is a transcript of the gene NIF1, whose product is annotated as NLI interacting factor-like phosphatase, putative. Bases 1 to 3951 code for a protein of 1316 amino acids. Gene Ontology annotation, molecular function: phosphoprotein phosphatase activity. The record is from RefSeq and is a predicted model, not a curated record. The transcript has 9 exons. NCBI's taxonomy places the organism in Eukaryota, Apicomplexa, Aconoidasida, Haemosporida, Plasmodiidae.
AUGAAAAAUUACAAAUCUAAAUAUAAGAAUAAAAGAGGAAAUAAUGUACUAAAAUUAAAAGAUAAUAUAUAUAUAGAAGGAUUAGAAUAUAAUAUAAUAUCUCCAUAUUUUAUCUUAAAUGAUAAUAGUUUAAGAAAAGAUAGAAACAGUAAUGAUAUAUAUUGUACUUUAAAGAAAAAAAGUGUUAAAGAAAAUAUAAAAAUCCCAAAGAAUAUAAAAAAAAAAAAAAAAGAUUUAAAAGAAAAAUUGGGAAAUGAUAGUAAUUCAACUUCUGAUAAUAGUAUUAAAAAUAAUUUGAUUUAUUUUAAUUAUCCAUUGAAAUGUGAUAAUAAAUGUGAAAAGGAUACAAUUAAAGGUAUAAAUUGCAACAGUAAUGAUAAUAAAAGAAAUAAAAUUUUAUUUAAAUUAUUAAUUAAUAAAUUUGAACAUAAAAAAAAAAAAAAUAUCAGUGUUUUAUUUAAUAAAAAAUAUAAUAAAAGUAUAAAAAAUGAAAAUGAAAAGCCAAAUUUAAGAAAAACAACUUUUGUUGGAUUGUUAAGAAACUCUUCAAAAAGAAUUUUAAAUUCAGCAGAAAAAGUGAAAAUAUUUAAAAAUUUUUUCUUUAAAAUUAAAAAAAAACAUAAUAAUUUAAAUGAAAAUCAGAAUUUUGUGGAAACUAAUCAAAAAAAAAUCAUAUAUUCCUCUUUGAAUAAAGACACUAUCUAUUCAAAAAAAAAGGAAGGGAUCAAAAAUGAAAAAAAAAAAAAAAUAAAUAGUAGCAUGCUAAUUAAUUCAAGUUUAUCAAUAGACACACAAUUAAAUACACAAGAUGAAAAUAAAAACAGAAAUAAAAAUAAUCAAAUAGUAUCUAAAAAUCAUAAAAUAAAAAAUUACGAGUGGAAUAUAAAAAGUUAUAAUAUAAAAAAAGAAAAGAAAGAACUAAACCAAAGUUCUACAUAUUACAACAAAAGAGAUACACUCAAAAUAAAGGAAAAAAAAUAUAAAUUUACAAAUAAAAAUAUUUUUUCUUUUAAUAAUAAGGUUUUAAAAGAUAGAAAAUAUUUGGGUAUAUUGAAUGAAGGAGAGGAUUACAUUAGGAUGAAUGAUUUUAUUUUUUUGAAUAGUUUUAAAGGAAGAUCUUUGACACCCAAAAGAAUUAAAAAGUUAAAUAAGAAAAAAACAAAUAAUUACAAUACAUCUGAUAUAGAAGAAGUAAAAAAUGAUAAAGUAAAUUCAAAAGACAGUGUAAUAGAAUAUGGCUCAUUAAAUCCAAUUAUAAAAAAUAAUUGUAGUAAUAAAAUAAUGUUAACAGAAGAAACAAAAAUGAAUAAUAAAGAUAAAAAAAAGAAUUUUUAUAAUGUAAAGAAUAAUAUAAAAGAUAAAAAUAUGAACUAUAAUAACAUAAAUAAAAAAUUUUUGAAAAUUAAUGAAAAAAAUAAAAUAGUUAUGAAAUAUGAGAGAAUCUUAACAAAAGAGAAAAAUAUAAAUCAGAUAGAAAAUAUAUCUAAAAUAUGUAAAGAAAAUUUUUUUAAAGAUGUUGUAACUAACAAAAAAAAAAAUGAAGAUGAUAAAGAAAAAGAAAAAAAUAGUGAAGAAGUAAAUAAUAACAUAGAAAAAUAUGAAAAUAAAAAUGAAAAUGGAAAGAAAAAAGAUAGAAACAGUAAGGAGGAAAAUAAUAAUGAAAAUAAUAAUGAAAAUAAAGAUGAAAAUAAUAAUGAAAAUAAUAAUGAAAAUAAAGAUGAUGAAUACAAUGAAAAUAAUGGGAAAAAAGACCAAGCAAAUAAAGAAAAUAAAAAUGACGAAAAAAAUAAUAAAGAAAAUAGUGAAAAAGGAGAUAAUAACAAAAAAAAAAAAGAAAAUGACAAUGAAGAAAAAAAAAAUAAUAGCAGAGAAAAUAGUGAAAACGAUGAAAAAAAAAAAGAAGAUAGUGAAAAAGAUAAUGAGGAUAAUAAAAGUGAAAGUGAAGAUAAUGAAAAUGAGAAUGACGAUGACAAUGAAAAAACCAAAAAUAACAAAAAUGAAAUUAAAAAUAUUAAAAAGGAUGCAACCAUAACUAAAGAUGAUAAUAACAAUUUAUUAAACAAAAUGUAUUGUGAAUUUAAUUCUGAUUUAGUUCAUGAAAAAAAAAUUAAAAAAAUAAACAAGAAAAUAGAAGGUGUAUUAAACUAUAACCAUGAUAAAUAUAAAAAGAAAGACAAAAAAAAAAUUAAAAUGAGAAAAAAUUAUUUUGGGUUUAUGAAAAAUAAUAACUUUCCUAAUAAUAUUGAUAAUAAAAAUAAUGAGGAAAAAAUUAUCAAAAAAAAAUUUUUUUUUAAUGAAAAAAGUAGGUCAAAGAUUAGAAAUUUUAUUUACAGAACUGAAAUAUUUAGUCUAUCUAAAAAAGAUAAUAAUAAUAUGAAUAAUAAAAAAAAAUUAAAAAAUAAAGGAAUGCAUAUAGAUAAAAAAAAAGACUUAGUAAAAAGUACGUCUAUAUUAAAUUAUAUGAAUUCAAAUGAUUCUUUUAAAAGCAAUGAAAAUAGUAAAAAGUAUAUUGAAUGUUGUACAGAUAGCAGCAAUAUAGAUUUGAACAAAAAUCAUGUCAAAAGUAUAAGUAGAGAAGAAUUUACAAAUUCAUCAGAUGUAAAAAGUAAAAAUGAAGAAGAAAGAAGAAAUAUAGAAAAAAGGAAUUUAAAAAAAAAAAAAAAUGGUUUUUCCAUAGAUAAAAAAAAAAUAAAAAUUAAUGAAGGAAUUACAAAUGAAAAAGAAAAUAGGGAAUUAGAUUAUAAUAAGAAUGAAAAACAUAAUGAAAAUAUUCUAAAACACAUUAAUGAGAGUAUAAAAGAUGGUAAACAUUUAACAAAAAUUACAAAUAGUUUAGAGGAUGAUAAAAAUAAUUUAGAUAAUACAAAGAAAUUAGAUGUUUUAAGCAACUUAAGACAAACAAACAAUUUAUUAUAUCAAAAAAAUAUGAAUUCUGUAUGUAAUUCAAAUAGACUUAAUAAUAUAAAUGAUGAAAAUACAGAUUCUAAUUACCCUUCAUAUAUUAAGAAUAAAAUAAAUAUUAAAAAUUUAAUUACAAAUAUUACUCAAGAAAAUUUGUAUGAAAAUUAUUAUAUGAGAAAAAAAAAAAAAAUUGAGAAGAAAAUGGAUAAAAUAAAAAUAAAAAAAAAAAAAUUUCAUUCCUAUUUUAAAAAAUUUAGAUCUUUUUUAUUUUUUGAAAAUAGAAAAAAUUCCAAUAAUUUUUCUCAUAAUAAUGAUGGUAAAUUGAAUACAAAAAUUAGGAAAAAAAAGUUUCAUAUAAAAAAGAAGAAAAAAAUAAAAAAAUUAAAAAGAUUAAGCUUAUUAAAUAUAUAUGAUACAAAAAUGUUAAGUAAUAAAAAUCAAGAUGAAAGUCUUUUAAAUAUAAAUUAUGAAAAUUAUAAUUCAAAUAAGUAUUUAUUGGGAAAACAAAAAGAAAAAGACAAAGGUAAAAAAACAAUUGUUCUUGAUUUAGAUGAGACACUAGUUCAUAGUUCACUAAAAAAGGAAAAAGAAAAUUCUUUUAAAGUAGAUAUUGAUUUAGAUGACGGUCAAUAUUUCAUUUAUGUUAAUAAAAGACCAGGUGUUGAUGAUUUUUUCAAAGAAAUAUCUAAAUAUUAUGAAGUAGUAAUUUUUACUGCAAGUUUAUCAACAUAUGCAAAUGCAGUAAUUGAUAAAAUAGAUGUAGAUCAUGUUUGUUCUUAUAGAUUAUUUAGAGAAUCCUGUUCUUGUUGGAAAAAUAAUUAUGUAAAAGAUAUCAAAAAGUUAGGAAGGGAUUUAAACAAUGUUAUUAUUAUUGACAAUUCUAUUUAUGUUCAAAAAUUUUGUGAAGAUAACUGUAUCUUAAUUGAAAGCUGGUUUGAUGAUCCUAAUGAUCAAGAAUUAUAUAAAUUAAUACCAUUUUUAAAGAAAUUAUCAAAAAAAACAUCAGUUAUAUCUGAAUUGAAAAAAUAUAAUAAAAAAAAAAAAAAAUAG